AUGCGCUAUUUACGCUCGCUAUAUUUUCUGGUGCUGGCCACAUCGGCGAUAACGACCGCCGCAGUUCCCGCCGGGUCCAGCAUCACUCCUCCGCCUCCCGUCGAAGCCGUGUCUCUUUUAUCAUCACCGUCUGAUCCGCAACGACCAUGGACUCGCAUUCGAGACUGGAUUAUCGAAUCAGUAUGGGGAAUUACAAAGGCUCGCACACCUUCAUCAAUUCACCAUCAAACUGCCCUUCUCAAGGGCUCUUUUCGAUAUGGAAGUGACGUCGUUCUUCGAUUUCGAAUCCAAAGCAUAUCAGAGGCAAAGGCGCUGACGGAGGCCACCAACAUUCUUUUCCUGGAUGUCUGGGCUUCGACCCCCAAGUUUGUUGAUAUUCGACUCGCCGAAGAAGUCAUACCUUCCUUACUCGGUCUAUUGCCAGACUCCCUCCAGACUUCGUACACUCCUCUCAUCGAUAACCUACCCGAAAUGAUAUCCGACACAUUCCCAACUCAUCGGCCCUCUGGACUCAACACACAGUUCAAAUCCAGAUCAUCAGCUCGCUCGACCGACCUUUUCUUUCGCGAGUAUCAGCCAUUAUCGGUCAUUGUACCUUGGAUGCAGCUUAUGGCGUCCAUGUUUUCUUCGCAUGUUCGGAUGAUUACGGUUGGCCUUUCUUACGAAGGCCGUGAGAUUCCCGCGUUACGUUUGGGCCGUCUGCGUAACUCCGACUCAAACGAACCCCGUCCAAUGAUUCUCAUAGUUGGCGGCAACCAUGCCCGGGAGUGGAUUAGUACUUCCACGGUCACGCACAUUGCUUAUAAAUUGAUGACAAAGUAUGGAACAUCAGCGGCGGUGACCAGUAUGCUGCAGGACUACGAUUGGGUCUUGGUUCCCACGACUAACCCGGACGGAUACGUCUAUACUUGGGAGUCUGACCGUCUAUGGCGCAAGAACAGACAACCAACCAGUUUCCGAUUCUGUCCCGGCAUUGACCUGGACCGGUCAUGGUCGUUUGAAUGGGACGGCGAUCAGACGCAAUUCAACCCAUGCUCUGAAAACUACGCAGGAGAGGAGCCGUUCGAAGGCGUCGAGGCACGACAACUAGCGCAGUGGGCUCUCAACGAGACAGAGCACAACAACGCUCGAAUCGUCGGGUUUCUAGACCUUCACUCUUACUCCCAGCAAAUACUUUACCCCUUCUCCUACUCCUGCUCAUCAGUUCCACCUACUCUAGAAAGUCUGGAAGAGCUUGGUCUCGGCCUAGCCAAAGUCAUCCGGCUAACAACACAUGAAACCUACGAUGUUACGUCUGCAUGCGAGGGUAUCGCAACGCCUGCCAAUGCCGAGAAGUCGACCAAGAGCUUCUUCCCGGUAGGCGGUAGUUCCGGCGGCAGCGCGCUUGACUGGUUCUAUCACCAGCUGCGAACCCGCUACGCCUACCAGAUCAAGUUGCGUGAUCGCGGCAGCUACGGAUUCCUCCUGCCACCCGAGUAUAUAGUCCCCACUGGGAUUGAAGCAUUCAACGCUGUUCUCAAAUUUGGCCAGUUUCUUAUGGAGCAGGACCACCCUGGAGUCAGCAACAUCAUCAAUUGGGAGGCCGAGUUCCAGGCUGUUGAGGAACCUUCUGCUGAGAAAUCAUCGGUUUUCGCCGACGAGUCACGUGAAAGUCAGGGAGAGUUCAGAGACCCCGAUGAGGACCUGGAAAUAGUCUACGACAAGUGGGGGCCAGCGAGGAUUCAGCAACCUCUCGACUUCCAUCGGCCUCGAUAG
Molecule: messenger RNA, 1755 nt
Organism: Aspergillus mulundensis
Lineage: Eukaryota; Fungi; Ascomycota; Eurotiomycetes; Eurotiales; Aspergillaceae
Product: M14 family metallopeptidase
Exons: 2
Coding region: 1-1755 (584 amino acids)
Biological process (GO): proteolysis
Molecular function (GO): zinc ion binding; metallocarboxypeptidase activity
Source: RefSeq, a predicted model, not a curated record